Messenger RNA from Macadamia integrifolia, 1615 nucleotides. RefSeq names its product F-box/kelch-repeat protein At3g23880-like. The record is from RefSeq and is a predicted model, not a curated record. Bases 161 to 1342 code for a protein of 393 amino acids. NCBI's taxonomy places the organism in Eukaryota, Viridiplantae, Streptophyta, Magnoliopsida, Proteales, Proteaceae. Gene Ontology annotation, molecular function: protein binding. The transcript has a single exon.
CUAAGAAGCGUUCAAGUUACUCGAUAUCAAACCUACCGCUCCUUCCUUUGGCUUUCGAGCUUUGAUUUUCGAUCUCGUCUCUGCUACUGUGCAACUUUUACUUCUUCAUCUCCUUCUCCUGCUUCUGUGUCUCUCACGUGUGGAGCAAAUCGAUAAGAAAAUGAAUAAAAGAAAGAAAAUGAAGACAGUGCAAGAAAUGCAGCCGUGUAGGACGAUAGACUGGUCUGCUCUCCCUAGCGAUAUCGAGAACAAUAUCCUCUCAAGACUACCAGUGAAGUACCUCAUGAGAUUCAGGUGCGUAUGCAAACAUUGGUGCAAUUUAGUUACCAAUCCUCAUUUCAUCAAAUUGCAACUCAAUCAUUCAACCCAAGUCAAUAAAAUUCCCAAACUCAUCCGUAUUUCGAAUGCCACAGUCUACUCUAUAGACCUUGAGGCAUGUGUAGUUAAGUGCAUCACAACUCCUGGCCAGAGGAAGAUUAAACCGCAGAAAGAAAUUGUUUUACCUUUUAAAAAUUGGUCCUUGAAGUCCUUGAAGAUUGCAGGUUCAUGUAAUGGGUUACUCUGUUUUUCUUGUCCUUAUUCUAUUACUGUACAUUUGUUAAACCCAGUUACCAAAGAAUACAAGAGCUUGCCUUACCCAAAAUAUAUUAGUAGUUUGGACACUACUGUUUUUGGGUUCGGUUACAGUCCUAGAACCGAUGAAUACAAGGUGAUCAUUAUUUUAUAUUACGAGGUUGAACACUCUGUUCUUUGUGAUGGUGUCUAUGUGUAUACUCUUGGUAAGGAUUCUUCUUGGAGAUCAAUUGGAAAAACUGGGUAUAGGAUAAAUGACCCAAAUUUGCAUGCAUUAGUCAAUGGAGCUCUUCAUUGGAUGGCGAGUGGCCCAAUCCGUCACUCAAGUGUACCGAUUUCGUUUGAUUUUGGGGAUGAGAAGUUCAGGGAAUUUUCUAUGCCUAAAAGCUUCCGCCAAGGAGAGACCAACCAUCCCAUGGAAGUGGAGGAGUUGGGUGGUUUUCUUUCACUGCAUGGCUGCAAGGAUGGCUGGAAUUUCGACAUUUGGGUCAUGAAGGAUUAUGGUGAUGAAACAACAUGGACUAAAAUGUUUUCAGUUGCCCAAAUAUUGAAUGUGGUUCCGGAACCGUUUAAGCCUUUAUACAUUCUGAAGAAAGGUGAAGUCCUAUUUUGUGAAUGUGAGCAUGGUUUCUUUAUACUUGAUGUCGUGAAGAAAGCGACUCAUAGGCAUCGUUUUAGGUUGCCACCGUGGAACUUUCGUAGAGAAAUGUACUUUGAGAGUCUUGUUUCACUCAGGGCUCUUGGUGGAAUGGAUGGUGGUAAUGAAUAGGAGGGAAGGGAAAAGGAAGGAGGAAGCUUGGCAGUGGAGGCGACAUGUGAUUAGCUUGGGCAAAGGAACAACAACUAGAGUGAAGCCUUUGAAAUUUUUUGAUGCAUUUAGUAUUAAUUUAACUGUUUAAGUUUAUAUGUUUGAAUCGGGAAUGGAUAAGUACAUAUACUGUGAAAUCAAUGUAGACCAAUAGACGUCAAUGUUUAAUUAAUGUAGCCUCCUCUUUUAGAGACUUGCUUUGUUUUAAUAUAUGGCUUACACCUUUUUGUUUCA